Tachysurus fulvidraco (yellow catfish) is the source of this 3769-nucleotide messenger RNA. RefSeq names its product brain specific kinase 146 (gene bsk146). The transcript has 4 exons. Gene Ontology annotation, biological process: peptidyl-serine phosphorylation; peptidyl-threonine phosphorylation. The coding region runs from base 284 to 1462 and encodes 392 amino acids. Gene Ontology annotation, molecular function: ATP binding; protein serine/threonine kinase activity. NCBI's taxonomy places the organism in Eukaryota, Metazoa, Chordata, Actinopteri, Siluriformes, Bagridae. The record is from RefSeq and is a predicted model, not a curated record.
UAUCAGCAUUCGGAAGCCUUGAUGUUCGGCUCGAGGAGGACAAUAGCGGUGGAGCGGAGAGAAAAAUCACUGCACAGUCUGGAGCUGUGAAACACCACAAAUGCGGAUAGAUGCAAAACAAACACACGCCGGGGUUUGGGAAAGAAGACAAUGUGUGGUGUUUAUUGAGCACGGGAUAUAUAUUUGUGGCUUGAAAAAGCAGAAUAAGAAACACGGACUGAUUUAAUGUAACGUUAAGUGGUUGCCAGCACUCUCCCUCUCCACACCUGCUCCUGUGGAAAAAAUGAGCUCUUCUCCUGUCGUGUCUCGAGUGUCUGUCGACAUCCUGGAGGAGCUUCAGCUCUUCGCUGCUCAGAACCUGGAGAAGCUUGAGGUUAACAAGUACUAUGAGGUUAUCCGAGAGCUGGGCAAAGGCACCUACGGCAAGGUGGACCUUGUCAUUCAUAAAAUUAGAGGUACCAAGAUGGCACUAAAAUUCCUCAAGAAGAAGACCACUAAACUAAAGAGUUUUUUGAGGGAGUAUAGCAUAUCACUGUACCUCUCCCCAUGUCCCUUUAUAAUCAACAUGUUCGGUAUUGCAUUUGAGACCGAGGAUUACUACGUGUUUGCACAGGAGUACGCCUUAGCUGGGGAUCUCUUUGACAUCAUUCCUCCACAGGUGGGACUUCCGGAGCCUGUGGCCAAGCGUUGUGUCCACCAGGUGGCCCUUGCCUUGGAUUACCUGCACUGUAAGAAGUUGGUACACCGCGACAUCAAGCCAGAGAACGUGCUGCUCUUUGACAGGGAGUGCCGCAGGGUGAAGCUCUCUGAUUUUGGCAUGGCACGGUGCGCAGGCUCUGUGGUGAAGCGUGUCAGUGGCACAAUCCCGUACACAGCUCCCGAGCUGAGUGAUGCCUCCCAGCGUGAUGGCAUCUGUGUGGACUACAGCACAGAUGUGUGGGCCCUGGGUGUUCUCCUUUUCUGCAUGCUUACCGGCAACUUUCCCUGGGAGAAAGCAGUGCCCACGGAUACAUUCUAUGACGAGUUUGCUCGCUGGCAGCGGAAGCCAACAGGCACGGUCCCCUCACAGUGGCGCAGAUUCAGCGACGAGGUGUUAAUAAUGUUCCGCAAACUCCUUGCUCUGGAGAGGGAGCGCCGCUGCACCGUCAAGGAGGUGUUCACCCAUUUUGGCCAGCGCUGGAUGCUGGAUGGGGAAGCAGGAAGAGGCGGUGGAGGAGGACACCACCAGGUGGCGCACAGCUCUUCUUCUUCAGAUGAGGAACUGCUGGUGGACCGGAUGAAACAGCAAACCCUAUCUCCGAGCAAGAACAGCGCGGUGGAGUCAGGAAUGGCCGCUCAUCACUUCAGCUCAGUGUCCACCAACAGCUCGGUGUCAUCCACUACCAGCUAUGAGCGCAUGCCCAGAGACAACGCCACCAGCGGCCGCAUCCUUGUCACUACACCGAUCGAGAUCUGUGUGUAGAUCUCACCGCUGUACAUAAACCGUAACACGGCUUCCUUAACCGAUACAUUUUCUCAUGCCUUCAUAAAAGAUUAAUUACAUAAGUAAACCACCUUCUAAGGGUAUUAUAACACCGUUGAGUGUGAAUGAAGCAAAAAAAAAUUAGAUACACCCUCUAAUUUAUUGAACUAGUUUUGUGAUUAUUGUGUUUUUGGUUUUCGUUCUCCAAUGAGGACACAUUGCACUCUUUUUGGGAAAGAUUGUCUUUAGUGGAAUUCCUUUAAGAAAGGAAGUGCACAGAAGCUGUAAACUAGAGUAAAGAUGCACCACUAAAGCAGAUCUGUAAAUGAAUAAAUGCUACACAAUGGAAUUGAGCUCUGGCAGAAGAUCAAGAGUAACGAUUAGGGCUAGACCAAAACAUAUUCCUUAAAGCAAUAUACGAUGCAAAAAAGAAAAUGGAUGUGGACUGAGAUUACUGUUGGGAUCUACAUUCUCGACAUGGUGUCUUGAUCCAUUUUUUGGGGUGAAAGUGGUGACAUGAAAUGUUGCUAGAACUUCUCUGUGAUGUCAUCAUACAUUAGGGAGCAAAGAGGAUGUUGCUUAAAAGCGUGUGCGCUUGUGUGUGUGUAUUUUGUAGUAACUUGAAAUUGAGUUCUUUCUCUUUCCUUUUUUCAAUUGUUUGAAGUCUAUUUUCAGAAGUAUAUUUUUACAGUUGAUUUAUAAAGUAAUUUAAUGGUUUACAUUUCAUUUAUUUUGGUACACUGUUGAAGCUCUUGUGCCAAGCCCAGCUGGCAUUGUGCAGCCUCACUGCGAUGUCUACGACUGUUUAUUCCUGACAGCUUUAAAACAGGAUAGAGAAGUGGCACUGAGGUUGGCUGCUUAUUGUACUUGGCUCAAAGGAGUGACAAGUAAAACAGAUCUCAUGCCAAUGAGACAGUGCAGAGCCUCAAACCGGCUGUCAAUGUUAUCACCCCCCCCUCCCAGCAACCACACACAAACACACACCAGGAUAAAACUACUAUGGUGUAGAAGUUAAGCUUCGCUGCCCACGAUGAAGGUUAUGAGUUCAAAUCCCGAAGCCGCUUUUAGCCCUUUAACCUUCAAUUUCUCACAUAUUCAAUUGGAUUGUGCCUUGUUUGGCAAACGAGUAAAUAUAACGAUUUGUGUUUUUACGUUCUCUACACAUUGAAGCCCCAAUGACCAGCGUCAAUCAAACCGGUUCCGUCGAUCGCAACCAGGUUGGAGAUCCACUGCCGGAUCAACGGGUUGCACUUUGUCAACCAGUCCUCGAUGUCAAACCAACAUAUCUAUUCUAUUAAGACUUGCGGGUACAAAGGAAGUAUUUUUUGCUGUUUCUGUAGUGUUUCUUUCUAUUGUUUUUCUUUACAAAUUCUACAUAUGUUUUUUUUGUAUAUUGAUUUGAACUUUGUCAAGUAGAGUGUACACAAGGACAUCUACCGACUGCAUGAAAUAAGCAUCCUAACUAGGUCAUAAAAAAAAACCCUGUUGUAAUUAUGUGAGAAUGUUGUAAUGUGAGUUUAUUUUGCUGUAGCACAGUUUAUUGGGGACUUUUCCAGACUUGGAUCCGUGUUACAAUUUAGAAAAGUUAGGGCUAAAAAAAAAAGAGAAAAGAAAUAAAAUUCAAAUAAAUAUCAAGGCAAUUGAUAAUUAGUUAGUUUUCACUGUGUUGUAUUACUGUGCUGUCAUGUUGUUAUUGUUGUGUUUCUGUUUCCUCAAAAUAAGGAGAAAAAUUGUUCAGUACUGUUACGGUGGAGAGUUCUGUGUAAAGGAGUGACAUGAUUGAGACGAAAUUGGAUCAACUUGAGUUUAUGCCUCAGUGAGAAUUGAUUAUUUGAUUAUUGUUGCACCCCUGAGGUUUGGAUAGAAUUAAUCCUUUAGACUCGUGUGUUUCGCGUGUAUUGUUUUUUUCCCCCCUGCAUGAAUUUAUGACGUGCUUUUUAAACAAAAACGUAAACAUGGUUUAACGUUGUAGUAUUACUUCGUAGACGUGUAGAAGCUGGAUGGAUGUAACGUAGCAAUCUGCACAGACUAACGCACACACUUUACUUUUUCCAAUGUUUUUUUUGUGAAUACUGAUAAAGAAUAUACACUGGCUUUAUGGUGACCCUUAAGAGCCUAGGCACAUCGAUGCCCAGCUGUAUCUUUUUGUCCUUAUUUCCACCCAGGAGUGGAAUUGGAAACACAAUCCGAGAGCGAUCAACUCUGUUACCUACAAACCCCUGAACUUCUGUCCACUAAUGUCUUUGCAAUACUACUGUCUUCCUGUAAGGUCUGAUUUAUUAAAAGUAAACCAACAUGUGCACCUUC